AUGUCUCUGUCAUUCAACGACAUGUAUAAUGAGACUGCAACAGAUUCUUCGUUUAAUGUGCGUGGAACAUCAUAUAGGUACGGGUAUUAUCUUCUGGAAGAGCUCUAUCUGGAGCAUGCUUGUUUUGUGAAGUCAUGGUAUUGUCCGAAUGAUCGAAAAAAGUUGAAGUUUAAGAAAGCUCAAGAGAAACAGUGGAAGGAUGUGAAGCGAGUGUUUAGUGCUCUUACAAAUGUUGACAUACACUUUAAUACCCUAUAUUUUUUGUUGAAGAAAAUGAGUGAGGUAAUGUAUACUUGCAUCAUAUUGCAUAAUAUGAUUCUCGAAGAUGAGGAAAAUGCAAUAUGUGAGUAUAAUGAAAACAAGACCGUACCACCAAUACAAACUUUUGAGGUUGGAAACGAGGAAUAUUUGGCGAGUAGGGCAAUAAUUUAUGACUUUGAGACCCAUCAUGUUCUUCGUAGAAACUUGACGGAACAUAUUUGGAUCGUUAACCACAUCGAUCUUAAUGUAGAACCGGUCGAUGAUUUAAACAGUUAA
Messenger RNA from Lactuca sativa (garden lettuce), 537 nucleotides. RefSeq lists its product as uncharacterized. NCBI's taxonomy places the organism in Eukaryota, Viridiplantae, Streptophyta, Magnoliopsida, Asterales, Asteraceae. The record is from RefSeq and is a predicted model, not a curated record.